Messenger RNA from Maniola jurtina (meadow brown), 5730 nucleotides. RefSeq names its product long-chain-fatty-acid--CoA ligase 5. The record is from RefSeq and is a predicted model, not a curated record. Bases 215 to 2476 code for a protein of 753 amino acids. NCBI's taxonomy places the organism in Eukaryota, Metazoa, Arthropoda, Insecta, Lepidoptera, Nymphalidae. Gene Ontology annotation, cellular component: endoplasmic reticulum; membrane. Gene Ontology annotation, molecular function: long-chain fatty acid-CoA ligase activity. Gene Ontology annotation, biological process: long-chain fatty acid metabolic process. The transcript has 15 exons.
CCGCCGUAUCGGCCGCGCGUUCACCGGCGCACGCGCAUCGUACCACGAAUACCUAUACGACAUACUCGUACGCGACACGAUACGUACGUGUGACGAUAAAACCUCUUCGAUAAAAACCGCAGUGUGUAAAUUCCGUAGGCACUCGAGUCAUGUAAAUAAAUAAUGAGGAUAAGAAUGUUAAUGCGGAAACAAAAGUGAUAAUAAAUUGUUAAAUAUGUGCAACAAUAAUAAUAAAAUGGGAAGCGGGAAGUUUGGACUGAAUGGUAAAAAAGACAAAGUCAACACAACAGAGGCUAAUAAGACUGAGUUUAGUGUUAAGGAAAAAUGCCGUAAGCUACAGAAAAAACUUAAGAAGACUGAUAAACAGAAGACUGAAUCUAAUUCAAAGGAGAAGACGAUUUGGUGGAAUCAAUGCAGCAGUUUAAGCGAAAUAGACCAGUACCUAUGGAUGGUCGGUGGAUCAGCGGGGGCCCUGGCGCUGACGGGUGUUGCGGCUGCCUCGGCCUUUUAUCUCAGCACACGGCCAAAACCAGAGAAACCCCUGGUCACCCUACACGAACAGAGCUUACUUGAGCCGGGACCUGAAAUGGUUCGCGUGUCAAAGUUCUACAAGGAAGCAAAAAACGGGAAAUACCUACGAUAUCUACAUGACGACACGCGCACACUUUAUGAAACUUUUCGUAGAGGUGUCAAAGAAUCAAAUAAUGGCAACUGUCUUGGUUGGCGCGAGGGACCAAAUAAGCCGUAUGUGUGGCAGACUUACAAUGAGACCCUGCUGCGAGCGAAAAACUUUGGUUCAGGUCUUAUAUGCCAAGGUCUCACCCCGGGCCAAAGCACCUUUGUUGGUAUAUAUGCCCAGAAUUGUCCAGAAUGGAUUAUGACAGAACAAGCUGCCUAUUGCUACUCAAUGGUUAUAGUACCGUUGUAUGAUACCUUGGGAGCCAAUGCAUGUGCCUUCAUUAUUAAUCAAACGGAAAUGACAGUGGUUGUAUGUGAAGACGAGAGAAAAGCAAACCUUCUGCUAGACCAGUCUCCACGGUGCUUGCGAAAGCUCAUCACGAUAAAGGAAGUUUCACCGUCAACACAUCAAAGGGCAAAAAGUCGUGGUGUGGAAAUUGUUAAAUUCAGCGAUGUCGAGAUAUUAGGAGCGCAGAAAGAUCAUCCUUGCGUUCCACCAAAACCAGACAAUCUCUGCACAAUCUGCUAUACAUCAGGCACGACAGGAAUGCCAAAGGGUGUGAUGUUGACACACGAAAAUGUGGUGGCUUCCAUGUGCAGCGUCAUCAUGCAGCUUGGGGAACAUCGGCCAAUGAAACACGACGUAAUGAUAUCCUUCCUACCUCUCGCACAUAUGCUGGAGCGGUGUUGUGAGAAUGCUCUAUACAUGGUAGGCGGGGCUGUCGGUUUUUACAGUGGAGACAUUAGACGACUAGGCGAUGACCUAAGUGCCCUGAAACCCACAAUGAUGCCGGCUGUACCGAGACUUUUGAACAGAUUAUAUGACAAGGCACAGAGCGAAAUAUCAAAUUCAAAGAUCAAGAAAUUACUCUUCAGUAUGGCAUUGUCUGCGAAAGAGUCAGAAUUAAAGAGGGGAAUAAUCCGCCACGAUUCGAUCUGGGACAAGCUCGUGUUUCGCAAAGUACGUGAAGGGAUGGGAGGACGGUUACGUAUUAUGGUGGUUGGAUCUGCACCGCUUGCUGGCAACGUCCUCACUUUCGCGCGAUGCGCUCUUGGAUGUCUGAUCGUGGAAGGCUACGGUCAGACGGAGUGCACUGCGCCGGUCACUCUGACGGUUCAGGGCGACCACGUGCCUGAACACGUCGGGCCUCCCGUCGCUUGUUGCAAAGUGAAGUUAGUGGACGUCCCAGAAAUGGAGUACUACGCGGCGCAGGGGCAAGGCGAAGUGUGCGUGCAGGGUGCCAACGUGUUCAAGGGCUACUUCAAGGAGCCAGACAAGACGCGCCAGGUCAUCGACCAGGACGGCUGGCAUCACACCGGUGAUGUUGGAAAGUGGAUGCCUAAUGGUACCUUGAAAAUUAUCGACAGAAGAAAACACAUCUUCAAGCUGUCACAAGGCGAAUACAUAGUUCCUGAAAAAAUAGAAAAUAUUUACAUUAGAAGUCAAUACGUCGAGCAAGUUUUCGUACAUGGCGAAUCAUUAAAGUCAUGCAUAGUAGCGGUUGUGGUACCAGACGUCGAUGUGGUGAAGUGCUGGGCGCUGGAGAACGGCAUCAAGGGCACAUUCUCUGCGCUCUGCGAAGACGAACGCAUCAAGACCGUCAUCCUGGAGGACAUGCUUCAGUGGGGAAAAACCGCUGGCCUUAAAACCUUUGAACAAGUAAAGGAUAUCUACCUACACCCGGACCCCUUCUCUGUACAGAAUGGUCUAUUAACGCCAACAAUGAAGGCGAAACGUCCAGAAAUCAGGAACUACUUCAAGCCCCAGAUCGACGACAUGUACAAAAAACUCGAAUAACAAUAGCAUUCACUUAUAAUGGUAGCGUAACACUUUUCUUAUCAAGUGUACAUAUGACAUCACGUCAUUGGACUUGUAAAUUGUAAUUAUAAUGAAAUUAAUAAACAUAUUGUAUGCACCAUCUGCAAUUUAUGUUUGAAUUUUUAGUUUGCUACUUGUGUUUGAUUAGCAAAGUAUUCUAAUGAUAUAGUAAGGAGGAUUAAGCUUAAAGUCAUUUAAUUACAUUAUUGUCUAUGAUUUAAUUCUAAGGAAAUUGCCCUUUCGGUUUUAUGGAUCAACAUUUUAUGAGGCCGCUUAAUAUAAGAUUUUACAUCUUAUCAACGUUGAUAGAAUUCGAGCAUUGAAAAAAUGGACUUUGUUUCAAAGCUCAAAUUGUUCCAUAUAUCUACAGCCAGCGCACCAAGCGGAAACUUCACGAAGUUUAAAUUGGUAGUACCUACUGAAUUUUCAAUUUUAGAUCAAGCAACUUUAGGUGCAUUUUACUCUAACGAACGUUAUUGUAUUUCAAUGCCUGAAUUCUAUUAGCGUUGAGAUGUAAAAUCUUAUAGUAAGCCUGCUGAAAUCUGUUUGAGAGAUAAUUGUAAAGAUAACCUUAACAUAAAUGAGUAUUCAGUGCUAUUUCAAGAAACAUUUAUUAAAAGUCCUUAAAUUAACUUUAUAUUUAUAUAUAAAGUAGUUAUUCCGUCUACGGUUCUAUACCAUGCUUUUAAAAGAAAACUGAAGGUAUAUUCCCGCUCAAAAUAAUAAAACUGUAGACUUUAAAUAGUCUAGACAAAUUCUUGUAAGUUAAAACAUUAUUAAAAACCUAUAACUAUAGAAUUAGGUUCGUCAUACCGUCACAUGUAGCAUUUUUACAAUGCCAAUAAAUAAAGAAACUAAAGAUUUCUUGUUUAGUCAAUUAUUAUUAAACUUUUUACUAGGUAUAUUAUGUUACAUCUUUUAGUGAUGAAUAUACUUUAUAGGUACUAUACCUACCUAUUCGGGUUGCGAUACUGGAAUUCAAACUAGUAAAAAGGAUCAGAACGUUAACUAACUUCUUUUUAAUAUUCCUAAUGAUUUGCUUAAGUUUAUCGAUCUGAAGAUUUAAUUAAAAACCAUAAAACCACUGAUUUUUUAACAAAAAGCCUUCAAAUACAGUGUUAUGGAAUUAAAUGCAAAUUUUUGAAGUAGAUAAAAAUAAUUUAUAGUCUAAAUGUAACGUAGGGAAUUCUUUUAUAUCAAUUUAUUCUUUGAGAAACGUUGAAGAGUACACGAUUCGCAUGAUGACUUAAAAUAUAGCAAUUGAAUAGAAAAGAAUUUAGUAGCAAUACUUAUCAAUAAACGUUUAACGUUUAAACAAUAUACUUUCUUUAAACAUUUAGUUUAAAGGUGUACCGCUUAACUGAGACAGCUUGUGGGGUAAGAUGCCGUAGCUCAUACAAUGACAGCUAUAAUGUUAUGAUCACAACCAUCUCUGAUUGGUUGACGUUCGCUCACUAUUGGCUAUAAUGCAUUGUUGCAACAAGAAUACCAUAAAUUCAGCCAAUCAAAACAAUUGAGAUUGUAAUAAUGAUUGAUGCAGUUUUUCCGCAAUCGACCUACGGGUUGCGGAAGGGUGACAGCGACAGUUUUGAAUUUUGCGUCAAGACCUUGUCACUCUCUCACCCUAGUCUUUAUCUUACGAGCUGUUUCAAUGAAACGGUAUAACUAUAGUUGGUACAAUGAGCGUGGUAGGUAAUAAUAUGAAUAAUUGUAUGUAAAUUGACAUUAAACAUUACAUUAGUCUAAAUAAUAAUUAUGUACAGUUUUAAGUUAUCAAUAAGCUCUUUAGCAAUACGGUCGCCAAUCCAUUUACGUUAUAACUUAUAAGAAGAACGGUAAUGAAAAAAUAAACAAUACUCUAGGCGAGUGUACUUUUACGCUGUGCCUUUUAACAUUUUUAUACUUAAAUAAUUUUAGCAUCAAGUAAAAUAUGUUAUUUUCAGUUAUUAGGAAAGUGUUUUAGAUUAUUUUCCUUUAUUAUUUUCUUUAUGUUGUGCAAAGGUGUAUCUAUAAAUAAAAUUAGAGGGUGAAUCUCAUGUAGGUUGUGUGGUUGAGAUGGGAUUUAUUAUAAAGGUAUAUAAAGGUAUAUUAAAAUACUUAUACUAAGACUAAUAAGUCACUUGUCCGCUGAAGCUUAGUUUGCAUCAGUAAUUAAACACGUGGAGAAAGAUAAUAUACGAAUGUGUCUGAGUUAGAAGAAAGUUCUUUGAUAAGUGAAGAUAUUCAAUUGGACGUACUGUUACGGACGAGGUAUCGCAGACGAUCAAUAAAUGGAUGAACGAUUAGUCUCUCAAAGAAAAGCGCCUACAAAAACUACCCUUGAUGAAAACAGGGUUUUCACGAAUAGGAGGCGAGAAUAUGCGAAACGGAAUAAAGAGAAUGAACUGUCUAUUGAAUAGACUCUAUUCCAUUGUGUUCUUCAAUUGAUUGGACUAUAUGGAAACAAAAUCCGGUCUAUUCGACUGCUCGGUCUAAUGGAUCGGAAGGUACACUUCCGUUCGGUUAGACUGUUAGACUGAUUGUGAAAAAAUUCGGGAAAAAGAGUAAUAACUAAUCUUAAACGUUCCUGAAAGUAUGUAGACUAACUACCUACGUUAGUUAAAAUAAUACAAUUAGUUAUCGUUCUUUUUUUCGCAUUGUUCGACAAUCGCACUAACAGUCUAACAAGACGGAAAAACAUUACGUUUCCGAUCUGUUAGACUCAGCAAUCGAAUAGACCGGUUUUUUCAACAUUGUCUAAUCAAUCGAAUUAACAUACUAACAGAACGAAUUAGAUGACUUCGAAGGACUUAGAGGACUUCUCAAAUUUUUUUUAAAUAAAAAAACGGUCACAGAUAAAAAUUGACCGUCUGCGUUACAUCUAAAGAUUCGAUGUUUUUGGUCGGUUCAUAGAUGUUCAACUAUACGUAUAUUAGCGUGUUUUGAACGAGUAUAACUAUUAUUAUAGCCUUCGUAAAUUUGCUGUCAAAGUCACUUUUGAUACAUCUAUGAACCUACAUUUUAGUGAACAGCGAAUAGGCAUGUAGGGCUUACUAUCGCACUUUGUAGAUAAUUUUGUAUUCUCGUUAAUUAAGACUAAGUAUCUAUUUCUAAUUCACAUUAAGACAAUUGAUAAAUAAUUGAUUCAUGCUUUGAGCUAACGUUACGGUUUCAAGUUGUUUAAACCAAAAUUUUGUUGUUAUUGGUGCAAGUUGUACUACAAUAAUUUAUUUUUAAAUAAAACUUGAAAAGAU